AUGUCGGCUGUUCUACACUCACAUUUGCUAUUGGCAUCACCAGCGGAUUCAUUGGAUGCUUUGAAAUCUGUUAUUGAUGGAAAACUGCUCAACUUUAGCCGGAAUAUUCUUGCCGGAGAAUCUUACAGAAAUAUAGAUCACAUACUCGGAAGAGAGAAUUUCCUCGCAAAAAGCGUCGUUUCAAGCCAGAAACAAGAACCAGACUAUAUUUUCAAGCAGCUUCUUGAUGAAUUUGUUUCUGUUUUCUCGGCUGACAAUGAGUUAAUGCUCAUUCUGGCUAUUUCUUUGCUACAAACAUUUAUCCAGAACAACUUUACAGGACCAUCCACACCGUAUGACGGACACGAGAGUUUUUUGUCCUGUUUGGGUGUCGAAGAUCAAUUCAAAGAAAUUUCUUUGCGUCUUUUGAGCGUUUCGGGCCAACCAGUGUACGAAUUAUGCGACAGACCAGAAUAUCUUGCCAUAGCAUUGGGUCUUUUUGAAAAACUGACGAACUCGAAAUCGCUUAUUUUAAAUGAAUUCUUGGCUGAGGAUGAGUCCGAGGUGGUGGAGAUUUCUGCAUCGGAAACGUCUGUACUGCGGGCUGCUUCUCUUUGGUGGAGAUCGCGUGCAUUGCUAACUCAGCUAGCACUUUUACCUCAAGUCACAGGUUCCCAACCGAUUCUUGCUUCUUCCAUUUUGGAUUCCCCCGAUCUUGUUCUGGCCAUAGCGAAGGAGUUUCCAUCUAGCUCCGACGCCAAACUCCAGAGGGACUUAGCCAUAAUAUUUUAUUUGGAAAGGGCCAGAUGCUCACUUGCACUUGGAACAGAAAACCUAUGUCACUCAUCACUUUUGAAGGCACAAAAGUUGACCGGGCUUCAGUUUAUUCUGACCGGUGCGAGAGCUAAGAGAACCAAGUAUCAAGAAAAGGUCCAUUCAGAACUUAUCAUUUUGGCUUCUUCUUCUGGCGAGUUCAAAGCAGAAGAUAACCAAGUGGAUAAUCCUGUUACUUUUGACUUACAAUCUGAAUAUUUACUUGAGAAACCACAGUACGAGGAUAUCGGCAUGGAGCCACUGAACGAGCAGAUUAUCAAAAGACAGAAGCACGAGGCCGCCGAAAUGGGUUUCAACGAUGAAUUUUUACCUGUAGCGGAGAGGCAAGAAGAAAUUCCAAUUGUUCUUAAAGAAUUAGACCCAAAUGAUCAGCCCCAGUUACAUGAAUAUGAUAGUAUUCAACUCUUAUUGCGUCUUUACACGAUACGACAAACGAGUCCUGCUGGGGAUCUUUUGGUACAAGAGGAGCUUUUGGCUUUGUUGAGCAGAAUUUUGCACCAGAAAGGGCAUGCCAAUUGGACUGUGUUUUCAAGAAGUUUAUGGGAAAGGUCGAUGAUAGAAACGAAUAGAGCAAAGACGAUAGAGAGAGGUAUUAUUCAGAUGCAAUCGUUGGUCGAGGAACUCGGAUUAAUGAUUGACAGCAAGUUCAUUCCUCAAGGCACUGACGAAUCAACUGCGAACCCUUCAAAGAGGCUUCAAUACGUACAUCAACUUCCACUUUUACCACGCUGGUCUCUGGACAUUGAACUCGCUGAGAAGUACAUGUCAAUCGGUGUUCUAAUGUCAGCUGUCGAAAUUUACGAAAGAUUGUCUUGUUGGUGCGAGGCUGCAUUAUGCUACGCUGCCGUGGGUCAAGAAAAGCGUGCAGAAGAGAUUUUAUUGUCGCGGAUUGAACAAAAUCCAAAUGACUGUCGGGCCUAUUCGAUUCUCGGUGACGUAAGGCAAGAUCCACAGCUUUGGCUCAAGAGUUGGGAAAUCGGGCGAUACGUCAACGCGAAAAACUCUCUUGCAAGUUAUUAUUACAACCCUCCCACUUCCUCGGGACUUGCUAAAGAUCUGCCACAAGCGCUAGGUCAUCUUAAUGACUCGUUGAGGGCCUACCCACUGUCAUUCGAAACCUGGUAUUUUUACGGCUGUAUGGGCCUUGAAGAUGGAAACAUGAAUUUAGCUGCUGAAGCGUUCUCGCGCUGUACAGCACUUGACGACCGGCAUUCGCAGGCCUGGUCCAAUUUGGCUGCGGCUUAUUUUGAGCUCGGAAAAUUGAAAGAGGCUCAUAACUGCUUAAAAAAGGCUGUCAGAUCAGAUUCGGAUAACAAGUGGAGGAUUUGGGAAAAUCUGAUGCUCGUUUCUUUGAAACUUAACGAGUGGAAUGAUGUUCUGAUGUGUUGCAAACGGCUUGUGAAUAUGCGUCGCAACAACUUGGGCGAAAAAGCCAUAGACCUUCCGAUCAUUGAGAAACUUGUAGAGCUCUUGAUCGAUUCAGAUUACUCAGAGAAUCUCAAUUACUUCCAAAAUUCCUGUAUUGAACUUAUCUGUGUGACUUUACCCACUAUCAUCACGACUGACUAUCGGUGUUGGAAGUUGAUUGCGCGUGUUGAACUAUGGAGAAGAAGGCCAUGGGCAUCGUUGGAUUGUCAAGAGAAAGCAUUUAGGGCCAUUUCACAUGAUCCUAAUAUGGAGGUUGACGAGCAGGUUUGGAAUGAAACAGUCGAUGCUUGCGAGGAUCUCAUUGCUGCAUACGAGUCUCUCGGUGAAAUGGAGGGGAAACACGGCGCGGGAGAUUUAGUUUGCAGGGAUUGGAAAUACAAGGCCAGGAAUGUCAUCAAGUCCUUGAUGGGAAGGGGAAAAAGUACGAUGGAAGAUUCUGAUGGAUGGUUUAGACUCCAGGAUAUGAGAGACCAACUUUGA
This is a messenger RNA of Lachancea mirantina, 2721 nucleotides long. NCBI's taxonomy places the organism in Eukaryota, Fungi, Ascomycota, Saccharomycetes, Saccharomycetales, Saccharomycetaceae. The record is from the annotation of a GenBank genome assembly.